GCCUGUACAGCUGCCACUGGGAGAAACGUCCCAAAGACAGGACGCAAACCAACAAGGUGAAGUACGGAUGAGGCGGCGGGGGCGGGGGAGUCCAGAGCAGAGGCCACUUGGAGGGGAUGAGAAGGCCAGCGCGAGUGCAUCUGGUUCGGCCUGCUCUUCCUCACCUUCCUCCUCUCUCUGGGCUGGCUCUACGUCGUGCUCAUCCUCCUCAAUGACCUACACAACUUCAAUGAGUGUGUCACGGACCCCCUUCCUCAGCAGACAUGUCAACGUACUCCCCACCCGGGGACCCCUGGGUGCUCAGUCAUCCCCAGCCCUGCCUGGCUUUCCACCUACCCAGUCCCCUUGAAAACCCUUCCGUGAAGUCUCCGCAGUGCUUGGAGACCCUGACCCCAUGAAGGGCUUCCCCUCACUCCCUUCUAGCCCCCAUCCUGGAUCCACCCAGCCCAACUCCCCUCAGGCCACUAUUACCGUCCUUCCCCCACUCGGCACCUCCCUCUCCCCUCCCACAGAUUCCUGUUCCAGCACUGGGGACACUGGAUGGACUGGUCCCCGGCAUUCCUGCUGGUCAUCUCACUACUGGUCACCUACGCAUCCCUGCUCUUGGUGCUGCUCCUCCUCAUUAUACUUCUUGUGGCCGCUGGCCUGGUGGGACUGGAGGUCAAAUGGCGAGAGGAAUGGCAUAGCUUACGUCUGUCACUGCAGGCCACAGCCCCAUUCCUUCAUAUUGGAGCAGUUGCUGGCAUCACCCUCCUGGCCUGGCCGGUGGCUGAUACCUUCUACCGUAUCCACCAAAGAGGUCCCAAGAUUCUGAUACUGCUCGUACUUUUUGGAGUUGCCCUGGCCAUCUACCUGGUGCCCGUAUUCAUCUCCUCAGCCUGUAUCAUGGAACCCAAAGACUUAUCCCCCAAGCCUGAGCUGAUAGGACACCGAGGGGCCCCCAUGCUGGCCCCCGAGAACACCCUGAUGUCCCUGCGGAAGACAGCUGAAUGUGGAGCUGUUGUGUUUGAGACCGACGUGAUGGUCAGCUCCGAUGGGAUCCCCUUCCUCAUGCAUGAUGAGCGUCUGACCAGAACCACAGAUGUGGCCUCUGUGUUCCCAGACCGAGUCAAUAGCCAUAGUAGCGACUUCUCCUGGGCUGAGCUGAAGAGACUCAAUGCUGGAGCCUGGUUCCUACAGAGGCGACCCUUCUGGGGGGCUAAGCAACUGUCAGGCCCUGAUCGGAAAGACGCUGAGAAUCAGACAGUGCCAGCCUUGAAAGAGCUACUGAAAGAAGCUGAAGCCCUCAACCUUUCUGUCAUGUUUGACCUGCGCCGCCCCCCACGAAACCACACAUACCAUGACACUUUUGUGAACCAGACACUGGAGACUGUGCUGAGUUCAGGGGUGCCCCAAGCCAUGGUCCUUUGGCUACCGGAUGAAGAUCGGGAUCAUGUCCAACAACAGGCCCCCCAAAUGCGCCAGAUAUAUGGACAUCUGGGAGGCCACAGCACUGAGAGACCCCAGUUUCUCAACCUCCCCUAUCAAGACCUGCCACUGUUGGAUAUCAAGGCACUGCACCAAGAUAAUGUCUCGGUGAACCUAUUUGUAGUGAACAAGCCCUGGCUCUUCUCCCUACUCUGGUGUGCAGGAGUGGAUUCGGUCACCACCAACGACUGCCAGCUGCUGCAGCAGAUGCGUUACCCUGUCUGGCUUAUUCCCCCUCAGAUCUACCUAAUGAUGUGGAUCAUUACCAAUUGUGUCUCUAUCCUACUGCUUUUGUGGACCUUCCUCCUCCAACGGAGAUGUGCUAAGGAGAGAGAGAGAACCGGCUUAGAAACAGCAGUGCUGCUGACCAGGAUCAACACUUUCAUAAUGGAGUGAAUGCCCUGUCCUGGGCCCCCACCAGCCAAGGUCUGAGGUCUGUUUGCAUUGGCCAACAGCAAGGAGGAGAGAAUGGCUGAGGUGGAAUGUUGGUGGGGUUGGUGUGGGGUGAACUUUGACAACAGGAAGUUUUGAACUAUGAGGGGCCUCUGCCCAGAUGGUGGGCAUGCCCCAAGCUUCCAUGGAAUCUGCUUCCCUUGGGAUUUUGACCUGAGGUUGUUAGGAAGACACGGAGUCACGAGAAGUUUCUCCCCAAAUGAAACCAGAACAGAAGAAGAGACAAGGAGAUUGCCAAGAGAAUGUUUCAGAUCCGUGUGCAUGUGUUCUUGUGUAGAAGGCACAGGGUGUCAGGGAUGGGACAGCUUGGAACAGUGACUGAAGGAGAUGACAAAACGGCCUUUCCUGGAGAACUAUAAGAUGACGGAGAUAGCGACCUGGCUCCAUUCACUGCCUCCCUUGACAUUCAAUUUAUCUGAUUUCCUGCCUAGAGGCUGGUGGCCAAAGGGCCCAUCUAGCCAUGUAAUUCUGUGCCUACAGGUGGCUUUUUGCUGUGCACAGUCUUUUCUUCAAGACACAUUGGUUACUGAAUCCUGUCCAUUAAUCUGUUAUUCAAUGAAUUUAAUGCCCAUUU
This is a messenger RNA of Hippopotamus amphibius kiboko, 2494 nucleotides long. It is a transcript of the gene GDPD2, whose product is annotated as glycerophosphodiester phosphodiesterase domain containing 2. NCBI's taxonomy places the organism in Eukaryota, Metazoa, Chordata, Mammalia, Artiodactyla, Hippopotamidae. The transcript is spliced from 13 exons. Gene Ontology annotation, molecular function: glycerophosphodiester phosphodiesterase activity. Gene Ontology annotation, cellular component: membrane. The record is from RefSeq and is a predicted model, not a curated record. The coding region runs from base 541 to 1863 and encodes 440 amino acids. Gene Ontology annotation, biological process: lipid metabolic process.